Molecule: messenger RNA, 779 nt
Organism: Rubroshorea leprosula
Lineage: Eukaryota; Viridiplantae; Streptophyta; Magnoliopsida; Malvales; Dipterocarpaceae
Source: the annotation of a GenBank genome assembly
AACCCUAGACGAAGCAGACAGACUCACCCCGGCGGCUUCUCCCCUGUUCCUCCAUCUGCUCUCACUCAGUUACUCUAGCAAUGGCCGACGUUGAUGCUGAUGUUGCCGCUCCAGGGCAACCGAAGAAGAGGACGUUCAAGAAGUUUAGUUUCAGAGGUGUCGAUUUGGAUGCCCUUUUGGACAUGUCCACCGAUGAGCUCGUCAAGCUUUUCCAUGCUCGCGCUAGGAGAAGGUUCCAGAGAGGUUUGAAGCGGAAGCCGAUGGCUCUGAUCAAGAAGCUGCGCAAGGCUAAACGAGAGGCUCCACCUGGUGAGAAACCUGAGCCAGUUAGGACUCACCUCCGCAACAUGAUCAUAGUUCCUGAAAUGAUUGGCAGUAUUAUUGGAGUUUAUAAUGGAAAGACAUUUAAUCAAGUGGAAAUCAAGCCUGAGAUGAUUGGUCAUUACCUUGCUGAAUUCUCUAUUUCCUACAAGCCAGUCAAGCAUGGAAGGCCUGGUAUUGGUGCUACCCACUCAUCCAGGUUUAUCCCUCUCAAGUGAAGGUUCUGCACAUGCCAUUGGGUGCUUUUGUUAUUGGAGAUGAAUUUUGAUAAGAUGUUUAAUGUUUUGUUGCCUACUUGAGUUCUGAUGUCUUGACAGAUCUUUAGCUGAGUUGUUUUUAUUUGUUUUUGAAGUUUUUUGACAAAGAUGACUUAUGAUAAUCUAUGAUUAGAAAGUAUAAGAAGUUGAAUUUAAUCUGCGUUGUUCUCAUAAAUGGGGAGAUAAAUGUUAUUUCUAGCU